CGGUGCGCACUGGGCCCGCGGGCGGCUCUUGCGGCGGCGACAGCGGCGAAGGCGACGGCAGAGACGGCUAUGGGGAGCGGAGGCGUGAUCCACUGCAGGUGUGCCAAGUGUUUCUGCUAUCCUGCAAAGCGAAGAAUAAGGAGGAGACCCCGAAAUCUGUCCAUCUUGAGUCUCCCUGAAGACGUGCUCUUUCACAUCCUGAAAUGGCUCUCCGUCGGUGACAUCCUCGCUGUGCGAGCUGUGCACUCCCACCUGAAGGACCUGGUGGACAGCCAUGCCAGCGUGUGGGCAUGUGCCAGCUUCCAGGAGCUGUGGCCGUCUCCGAGGAACCUGAGGCUCUUUGAAAGGGCUGCCGAAAAGGGGAAUUUCGAAGCUGCUGUGAAGCUGGGCAUCGCCUACCUCUACAACGAAGGCCUGUCUGUGUCUGAUGAGGCCCGGGCGGAAGUGAAUGGCCUGAAGGCCUCCCGCUUCUUCAGUCUCGCCGAGCGACUGAACGCGGGCGGCGCACCCUUCAUCUGGCUCUUCAUCCGCCCGCCUUGGUCGGUGUCGGGAAGCUGCUGCAAGGCCGUGGUGCACGAGAGCCUCAGGGCGGAGUGCCAGCUGCAGAAAGCUCACAGGGCGUCUAUACUGCACUGCCUUGGGAGAGUCCUGAGCCUCUUCGAGGAUGAAGAGAAACAGAAGCAGGCCCGGGACCUGUUUGAAGAGUCUGCCCAUCAGGGGUGUUUGACCAGCUCGUACCUCCUCUGGGAAAGUGACAGAAGGAUGGAUAUGUCGGAUCCUGGGCGAUGCCUCCACAACUUCCGGAAACUCAGGGACUUCGCUGCCAAAGGCUGCUGGGAAGCACAGCUCUCUUUAGCCAAAGCCUGUGCGAACGGAAACCAGCUGGGACUUGAGGCGAAAGCCUCCAGCGAGAUUGUGAGCCAGCUGUUCCAGGCCUCCCGCGCCGUCAGCAAGCAGAGGGUCUUCUCCGUGCAGAAGGGACUCAACGACACCAUGAGGUACAUUCUGAUCGACUGGCUCGUCGAGGUGGCCACCAUGAAGGACUUCACUAGCCUGUGCCUUCACCUGACCGUGGAGUGCGUGGACCGCUACCUGCGGCGGCGGCUGGUGCCCCGGUACCGGCUCCAGCUGCUGGGCAUCGCCUGCAUGGUCAUCUGUACCCGGUUCAUCAGCAGAGAGAUCCUGACCAUCCGCGAGGCCGUGUGGCUCACGGACAACACCUACAAGUACGAGGACCUGGUGAGGAUGAUGGGAGAGGUCGUCUCGGCCCUGGAGGGGAGGAUCCGGGUCCCCACCGUGGUCGAUUACAAGGACGUCCUGCUGACGCUGGUCCCCAUGGCAACGAGAACCCAGCAUCUUUGCAGCUUCCUCUGCGAGCUCUCCCUGCUGCACACCAGCCUGGCCGCCUACGCCCCGGCCCACCUGGCCGCGGCCGCCCUGCUCCUGGCGAGGCUGACGCACGGGCAGACACAGCCCUGGACCACGCGGCUACGGGAUCUCACUGGGUUCUCCUGUGAAGACCUCAUACCCUGUGUCUUAAGCCUGCAUCAGAAGUGCUUCCACAACGAUGCCCCCAAGGACUACAGGCAGGUCUCUCUUACGGCCGUGAAGCAGCGAUUCGAGGACAAGCGCUACGAGGAGAUCAGCCAGGAGGAGGUGCUGAGCUACGGGCAGCUGUGCGCAGCUCUGGGAGUGAAGCAGGAGAGCCCAGAGCCCGCGUCCUUCCUCAGCACCGGGGAGCUUCCCGCCUUCCUCAGCUCUCCCUCUGGAAGGAGAACCAAGCGGAAGCGGGAGAAUAGCCUCCAGGAGGACAGGGGCAGCUUCGUCACCACGCCCACCGCCGAGCUGUCCAGCCAGGAGGAGGCGCUGCUGGGCAGUUUCCUGGACUGGAGCCUGGACCACUGCUCCGGCUAUGAGGGCGACCAGGAGAGCGAGGGCGAGAAGGAGGGCGACGUGACGGCUCCCAGCGGUGUCCUGGAUGUCACUGUGAUCUGCCUGAACCCAGAACAGCACUGCUGCCAGGAGUCCAGUGACGAGGAGGCCCGCCCAGAGGACAGGGGGUGCCAGACACACACGCCGCGGGCCCCAGGCCCCGCGCUCCCCCUCUGCAGCAGACGGGGGCCGGGCAAGGACGGCACGACGUCGGGGUACUCCUCCGUCAGCAGCGCGAGUCCCACGAACUCCGCGGACGGCUCGGGGGCCCCUCCGCAGCCUACCUCAGCGCUGUCCCUGGGCUGCAACUUGAACACGAGGCCCUGCCCCCAUCCCUCCAGGAAGUCAUGUUUACAGUGCCGCCCCCCAAGUCCCCCGGAGAGCGGUGUUCCCCAGCACCAGGGGAAGAGGAAAAACCUGUCCCCCCACAGUGAGGAGGAGGAGGACAUGAACUUGGGCUUUUUGAAGCUGUGAGUGUGUCGGAGCGUUUGCUGCAGUGAAUGUUUGCUGAGGGAGGGGGCCCUGGAGACGGAUCCCCGGAGACCCCCUGGUGGUGGUCACACAGGGAGCCAGGAGGAGAACCGGGGGCCAUAAGGGUGUUUCUCCAGGGCAGUCAGUCCAUUGCUAGCCCUCAGGGUGUCUCCAUCACAACAGAAACUCAGACCCUUCUCUUGGCAAAGUUUAGCCUCGAAGCAGCCAUGCCCUCAUGUGUGAAGCUUGUCUCUGUGCCACCCUGUGUCUGUCCUGCUUUCUCUGGAAGGCUUUAGCCCACGUCCUGAUCUUCCAGCCCCCCUGAGCCCCACGCAUGCCGAGAGCCAACAGCUGUCACAACAGGAACAUGUGGGACCCAGGUGUCCUGGCACAGCUGUCCCCCUUCCCACAUGGGUCAGCUUUGGGUUCGGGAGAGCCAACUGCUCUGAGCGCACCCCCCCCCCCCCGUGCCCGCGCCCACCUGCCUUGGGCACCUGCUUAUUCCUGUCCUCCCUGGGUGGUGGGUCUUCCAGUGCGGGAGCUCUGAGCCUGGAUGUCUUGGUCACAGGCUCCCUCCCUCCCACGUUCUCAGCUCAUCUUGGAAAUCUGCCCUCCUCUUGUCAUGGUCUGUCCACGCUAAUGGUGUCUGUAAGAACAUCCCUCUGCACUGAAUUUCUGGGCUGUUGUCUUCCCUUUCUUUAUUUUCAUCCUUCAUUUCUCUAAGAGAAAAAUUAAAAAUAGAAGGUUUUAAAUUUUUAAAAGUUCUCAACAUUGUUUAGGCUCAACUAAAAGAAGUUUGAUUCAUA
Phacochoerus africanus (Common warthog) is the source of this 3209-nucleotide messenger RNA. It is a transcript of the gene CCNF, whose product is annotated as cyclin F. Gene Ontology annotation, molecular function: cyclin-dependent protein serine/threonine kinase regulator activity; protein binding. NCBI's taxonomy places the organism in Eukaryota, Metazoa, Chordata, Mammalia, Artiodactyla, Suidae. The transcript is spliced from 17 exons. Gene Ontology annotation, biological process: regulation of cyclin-dependent protein serine/threonine kinase activity; mitotic cell cycle phase transition. The record is from RefSeq and is a predicted model, not a curated record. Gene Ontology annotation, cellular component: cytoplasm; cyclin-dependent protein kinase holoenzyme complex; centrosome. The coding region runs from base 70 to 2406 and encodes 778 amino acids.